Molecule: messenger RNA, 2107 nt
Organism: Marmota flaviventris (yellow-bellied marmot)
Lineage: Eukaryota; Metazoa; Chordata; Mammalia; Rodentia; Sciuridae
Product: transmembrane protein 254-like
Source: RefSeq, a predicted model, not a curated record
AGGUAGUGCUGCAAGGUCUCAGGACUCGCCUGCAGGGGUUCAGCGCAGGCGCAGUCCAGGCUCCAGCGCGUUUGGAUGGCGUGGGGAGGGCCGAGACCUGGGGAGGAGAUACUGAAGAAUUAGUCCUCAGCAGAGCCUUGGGCGGGUGCUCAAGGCUCUGAGAAACCGGCUCGCCAGGCUUUCCCUAUGUGGACGCCAGCAAGCCUCCCCACCUGGGAACUCAGUGCCUGGGUCUUUCAAGAUGGUGGAGGGGAAGUCGGAGGCCGGCAGGGAUGCUACCUCCUACUUCCGUGUAGCCAGACCCUUGCCCUCGCUGGUCACAGCCCUAUUGCUGGGAUACUUCUCGUGUGUUGUCCUCUGGCCUCAGAGUGUCCCUUAUCAGAGCCUUGGACCUCUGGGCUACUUUACUCAGUAUUUGGUGAACCACCAUCACACCCUCCUGCAUAAUGGGUAUUGGCUUGCCUGGCUGAUUCACGUGGGAGAGUCCUUAUAUGCCAUGGUAUUGUGCAAAUAUAAAGGAAUCACAGACAGUCGGGCUCAACUACUCUUGUUCUUGCAGACUUUCCUCUUUGGGAUAGCAUCUCUCUCCAUCUUGAUUGUUUACAGGCCAAAGCGCCAAAAACACAGUUAAAGGAGAAAGCCAAAACUUUCUCUCUGCUUUCACAUUCAGACUCUCUUUCGCUAUGUUUACUUGAUGAUCUUUCUACAUUCUAAAAGUGUCUGUCCUACAAAGGUAUUUAAGACCCUCUCAAUGUUCAUUUUUCUUCCAUAUGCUUGGGUUGAGCUUGAGUAGACUAGUUGUUAUCUAAGAAAGAAAUAAGAAAAAACUCUGGUUUUCUAAGUUCUGCAGAAAACUUGAAUGGCAGCAGACUUGCAGCCUCCCCCUCUGAGGCCCUUGGCUGUGCUGGUCCCUCUCUGUCUUCAGGGCUGAAAGGAGUACUAGAUUUGCUUGCUGGUGGGCCUGUGCUCCCUGUUUCUGAGUAAAGCAUCUCUUCUAAAUUUGUUCUCAUCUUUCUGAACCAAAAUGAAAUGACACUUCCAUAAUACAUUUGUUAGACACCUGUGAGGCAUGAUCUUAUCUCCUCAACUAAGCAAUUGUGUAAAGGCCCAAAGGACCUGCCGAGAACCCAGAGCAGAGUACCAGGGCAGGGUCUCCCUGAUGCUGCCAGCCAGCAGUGAUCGUUCCCUGCACAUGGCCCCAGGGACACAGUGCUCUGUGGUAGGCAGAGUGUGAUGGCCACUGCUAGAUUGCCCCUUCAAUUCAGGGCCACAACUCAGGCAGCUGUCUUUUUCCCCAGGGCACCUGUUCCCACCUGUGCAUCAGGUGGUUCUCCUCCAGUGUUAUUGACAAAGGAGGGAAGCACUUCGCUUCCACUUGUUCUGUAUCAUUCAUUCCAUGUGCCCUCAUCUCCUAGAACAGCACAGGACACCUUCAGUAGUGGUGCCACCUUUCUGUGGGUCCUCUGGGGAAACGUGGAUUUUCCCUCACUCUCCUGCUGUCUGUCGCUUUCUUCAUCCAGCCCUAGCUUACUCAGUCACACCCACAUUCCUCUCUAGAGAUGCUAACCUCUGGGUUUUCCAGCUGGUUACUACCUCACUGAUUAACCUGAACGUCCUAUAUUUCUACUGGCCUUUGGGGAGAGAGGUCCCCUAUCUCUGUUUCUUUACCUUGGUAGAAUGGCGCCAUCACACUUAGGAGACAUUAGGGCUCCUUCUGAGGAGAGCAUCUGCUUGUUCUCUGGAAGCUAUUUCUCAUUUCCCUUUGUGAUUCCUUGGGCAGGUUGUUGUAUUAGCAAACAUUUAUAAGAAACAACUCUCCCCAAAAAGAAAGCCCCCGAGGGAUAAUGAGCUAUGAAUUGUUUUUAGUGGACAUAAAUUUUUUGCACAUAUAUCUCAGUCUUUCCUGAUCUUCCUCUUGGAGUAGGGGUUACUUUUGAGUAAAGAAAAAAAUUUGACCAGGAAUUAAGCAUCAUGGAGAUCCAACCCAGAUUUUUUUUAAAGCAUAGCUGUCUCCAGAUGACCCUAAAAAUGACAAUAAUUGUGCCCAGAACAAUGUGGCAGAUGAUUAAAUGAAAUAGACUAACUCAAAUAAAAUGCUGUGACUUUC